Messenger RNA from Zingiber officinale, 1988 nucleotides. Its product is annotated as tRNA pseudouridine(38/39) synthase-like. Gene Ontology annotation, biological process: mRNA pseudouridine synthesis; tRNA pseudouridine synthesis. Gene Ontology annotation, cellular component: cytoplasm; nucleus. Gene Ontology annotation, molecular function: pseudouridine synthase activity; RNA binding. The coding region runs from base 116 to 1600 and encodes 494 amino acids. Lineage: Eukaryota; Viridiplantae; Streptophyta; Magnoliopsida; Zingiberales; Zingiberaceae. The record is from RefSeq and is a predicted model, not a curated record. The transcript is spliced from 16 exons.
GAGCUAUCUGAAAUUUCACGGAAGGAACAUCGGAGAGAACCCUCUCGCGCACCGUGGGCAACGGAACGCCGUCGACGAGAGGAACGCGGAAGCAGGGACUGAUUGAGUCCCUCGGAUGGCAGGUUUUGGCGGUCUAGAUCUCGUGACAGGGCUCCAAGCUCAGUUGGACUACUUCCGCGACCGUGUAGAGGAACUGGAGCGGGAGAACAAGAGGUUGCUGUUUCGGUUAUCAAAAUGCCAAUGCUCCGAGGUAGAUGUUUUGUCUCCUACCGAUGCAUGCAUAGCCUUCCAAGGAGGAUUUAAAGAAUCAAAAGGAGAUGAAAUUAGGAAUAUUGAAAAUUUAGAAGCUGUAUUGGGUUGUCUUUCUGAUAAUUUCACGGCUUCUUCAAAUAAUUCGGUCAAGAAUGGACAUAUGGCAAUCACAGGAUUUGGGGAGAAACUCAUGUUGAUGAACAGUGAGACAGGAGAGGAACCAGGUCUUCAGAAGAUUCAUCAUCCUGCAAGGAGAUAUGUUGCUCUGAAAAUCAUGUACUUUGGCCAGAGGUUUUAUGGGUUUGCCUCGGAGGCUCAGAUGGAUCCAACUAUUGAGUCUGAAAUUUUUAAAGCACUUGAGAGGACAAAACUUAUGGUUGGAACGAAAGAGAGUUCGGGAUAUUCAAGAUGUGGUAGAACUGACAAGGGAGUUUCUUCGUCUGGUCAAGUAAUUUCUUUGUAUCUAAGAUCAAACCUUAAGGAUGCUGGAGGGAAUACAGUGAACCAGAUGAGUACUUUGGAACAGAAAUGUGAAAUUGAUUAUGUGAGAGUGCUGAAUAGAGUUCUUCCAGGAGAUAUAAGAGUGGUAGGCUGGUGUCCUGUUCCUACGGAUUUCCAUUCAAGGUUUAGCUGUUUGAGCAGAGAAUAUCGGUACCUUUUCUGGAAAGGAAAUUUGGACAUAUUGGCAAUGAAGCAAGCUGCUGGAAAGUUCAUUGGGGAAUAUGACUUCAGAAAUUUUUGUAAGAUGGAUGCUGCAAAUGUGAAUAACUACAGGCGAAAAAUUACAUUCUUUGAUAUAUCUCUUUCAAAGAAAAGGUAUGCUGAUGAUGAAUUAUGGGCAAUGACUGUCAGGGGUAGUGCAUUCUUGUGGCACCAAGUCCGCUGCAUGGUUGCAGUAUUGUUUAUGAUCGGUCAAGGUCUUGAAUCACCUGAUGUUAUCAAUGCACUACUGGACACCAUUAAGACCCCUAGAAAACCUCAAUACAAUAUGGCUCCAGAGGCCCCCCUAAUCCUACGGUUUUGUGAAUUUGAAAAUCUUGAAUUUAUUUGUUCACCAGAUGCCAACCGAGCUUUGCAUGAACACUUGAAGAGUGAAGUCCAAAGAUACAUUCUCCAAGCAGCUAUAUUUGAUGAAGCACUAAAUUGCUUAUUGCCCCCUGGUACGCAUGAGUCUUUACAGUUUGGUGCAUAUUUUGCAUCCUCACGGAUCAUGGACUCUACAGGAGAAUCUUCAGAAUCCUUGAGGAAGGGUAAAGGUCACAUGCCGCUACUGCUUCGAGUAACUGAACCAUCCUAUGAGGAACGAAGAAACAAACUGUGUCUGAAAGCUACUCGCAAGAGACAUUGAGUUGCCUGCCUUGCAUUUUGAAUUUUUCUUGGCUCUGAUCUCUCUCUGCUGCGAUGGGGCGUGGGAGGUUUUCAGUGUAGGUCACAGCCUUGUAUACUUCACCAAUUGGUGCUCGGCGUCAUCAUAGUUCACAGCCGAAAAGUUUUUUGUUUCGUGCCAAAUAAUUUGCUCCCGUCGCAGGAUUUGGUGGAGAGACAUAACUUAUAAAGACCAAAAAUAUGUAUGAACUGUCGACGAUGUUGUUUAUUUCCAUUUAUUAAGAAUUUAUUUUCUUAUAUGAACUAAUGGUCUAUUCAGUGUGAUAGCGCUACAUCAUUUCAAGUCAGUUGUAUUGAAUUUGUUUCUACUGCAAAUUUAAUUUAUGUUCUGAUAGAUUGCUUAUCUGAAA